CCAUGGCCCACCUGUCGAUGUCUUUCCUGAACUUCAUCCAUUCUCCCCUUCCACUUCAGCCGGACUAUAACAAGUCAACCACUCCCAGCUUCACUUCAUCACUUCCAGUUCCAACACAUAUUCAGAAGAAGUAGACGACAGGAUGGCGGCAAUUCCAAUUCCUACUCGUCAGCUGUACAUCGAUGGAUCCUGGAAGCUCCCCAUCCUCAACAAAUGCAUCCCGGUCAUCAACCCUUCCACUGAAGAGAUCCUUGGUGAUAUCCCAGCUGCUACUGCCGAAGAUGUCGAUGUGGCAGUCGAAGCAGCCCACAAAGCUUUUUAUAGAAACAGAGGCAAAGAUUGGGCCUUUGCCUCUGGUGCUUCUCGUGCAAAGUAUCUGCGAGCAAUUGCUGCUAAGGUAGUGGAGAAGAAACCUCUGCUUGCGAAACUUGAAUCAAUUGAUUGUGGGAAACCGUACGAUGAAGCAGCAUGGGACAUGGAUGAUGUUGCUGGGUGCUUUGAGUACUAUGCUGACCUUGCAGAAGGCCUCGAUGCGAAGCAAGGGGCUCCGGUUUCCCUUCCCAUGGAAACAUUCAAGAGCCAUGUUCUCAAGGAGCCUAUUGGGGUUGUUGCAUUGAUCACUCCUUGGAAUUACCCAUUAUUGAUGGCCACAUGGAAAGUGGCUCCUGCUCUGGCUGCCGGGUGCACUGCUAUACUGAAGCCAUCUGAGCUUUCAUCUUUGACCUGCUUGGAGCUCGCUGCAAUUUGCGAAGAGGUUGGUCUACCCAGUGGUGUACUCAACAUUCUAACUGGCUUGGGGCCUGAUGCGGGUGCUCCUUUGGCGGCUCAUCCCAAAGUUGACAAGGUUCAAUUAUCUGCUAUGGGUCUCGUCCUUAUUGCAUUCACUGGGAGCUCAGCCACUGGAAGUCGUAUAAUGACUGCUGCAGCACAAUUAGUCAAGCCUGUAUCUAUGGAGCUUGGUGGGAAGAGUCCAAUUAUUUUGUUUGAAGAUAUAGAUCUUGAUAAAGCUGCUGAAUGGACCGUCUUUGGAUGCUUCUGGACGAAUGGACAGAUCUGUAGCGCUACAUCCCGACUUAUUGUACAUGAAAGCAUAGCGGCUGAGUUUCUUGACAGGCUUGUCAAAUGGGUAAAAAACAUCAAAAUAUCAGAUCCUCUGGAAGAAGGUUGUAGGCUUGGUCCAGUUGUUAGCGAAGGGCAGUAUCAGAAAGUUAUGAACUUCAUCUCAACCGCCAAGAGUGAAGGUGCCACUAUUUUAACGGGUGGCACUCGCCCGAAGCAUUUAAGUAAGGGAUUCUUCGUUGAACCAACUAUUAUAACUGAUGUGACCACCUCCAUGGAAAUAUGGAGAGAGGAAGUUUUUGGUCCUGUUCUCUGUGUCAAAACAUUUGGCAGUGAAGAUGAAGCCAUUGACUUGGCAAAUGACAGCGAAUACGGCUUGGCUGCUGCCGUGAUCUCGAAUGACGAGGAGAGGUGCGAUCGUGUGAGCAAGGCUAUUCGGGUAGGCUGUGUUUGGGUGAACUGCUCGCAGCCAUGUUUCUUUCAAGCACCAUGGGGUGGCAUCAAACGCAGUGGGUUUGGACGUGAACUCGGAGAAUGGGGACUCGACAAUUACUUGAGUGUGAAGCAAGUCACCAAGUAUAUCUCGAGUGAUCCGUGGGGCUGGUAUCAACCUCCCCCGAAGCAGUGAGGAAUUCUUGGAGCAAUUGAACUGCUACUGCACGUCUGCACCUACCAAAACAACUACUACAAUAAAAGGAUGCAAUUAUGCUAGUUAAGUUGGCUGAGUGGCAAAUUCUGAGUGGUGCUUGUGAAGUGAAGAAUGUGUUUGAAUGUAAUCAUGUUAAACCCAGCUAAAGUAUCGAACUUUUCGUUCAGGUCAGCGACCACUAUCUAGCAUUGUACUGGAAGAUUUGGCAGAAUAGCAUUAUACCAAACUCAGGCCUUGAGACACUGUAUUUUGAUAUAUAAUCUAUUCAAAAUGUCAACUGUGUGUACAUAAUUUCAAUUCCUGUCUCGUAUUAGUCAUCUCGUCAUAUACCUAAAAAGGGUC
Messenger RNA from Linum tenue, 2050 nucleotides. NCBI's taxonomy places the organism in Eukaryota, Viridiplantae, Streptophyta, Magnoliopsida, Malpighiales, Linaceae. The record is from the annotation of a GenBank genome assembly.